Molecule: messenger RNA, 723 nt
Organism: Pollicipes pollicipes
Lineage: Eukaryota; Metazoa; Arthropoda; Thecostraca; Pollicipedomorpha; Pollicipedidae
Product: putative low-specificity L-threonine aldolase 2
Exons: 6
Coding region: 1-723 (240 amino acids)
Biological process (GO): L-threonine catabolic process; glycine biosynthetic process
Cellular component (GO): cytosol
Molecular function (GO): L-allo-threonine aldolase activity
Source: RefSeq, a predicted model, not a curated record
AUGCGACCCGUGCGAUCCGCUGUUAACACCACUGGUGUCGCCGCAGGGGUGCACCCGCGAGUGAUGCCUAACCGACCCGACGGCACCAUCGACCCGGACCUGCUGCGCGCCAAGGUGCGCUCCGAGGACGUCCACUACCCGGUCACGAAGCUCAUCUGCCUGGAGAACACGCACAACUACUGCGGCGGCAAGGUGCUACCGCUGGACUACCUGGAUCAGGUGGUGGCUCUGGCGAAGGAGGUGGGAGUACCAUCCUGUCACAUGGACGGCGCCCGACUACCCAACGCUGCCGCCGCACUGGGGGAGACCACUGGCGCGCCGAACCCGGAAGGUGCUGGGCGUGGUAUGCGCCAGGUGGGCGUGCUGGCCGCCGCUGGUCUUCUGGCCGUGGACGUCAUGUGUGACCGGCUGGUUGACGACCACCAGCGGGCCCGGAGGCUGGCCGAAGGACUUAGCGUCAAGAACUACACCUUCAGCAUGCUUCUCGACAUAAAAGCCAUCAACAGCUGCGGGAAGCCCGGCGCCUCCGUGGACCUGGAGAACCUGCACAGCAACAUUCUGCUGCUGGACCUGGACCCGAACGUUAUGCUGCCCGACCAGUUCUGCCAGAGGAUGCAGGAGGCGCCGCCGGAGGAGAUCCAGGCGCUGGGGGAGCCGGUGGCGGUGCACAUGUUCCCCCAUGUCCUCCUCCAACGUGCGCAUGGGUGCUGCACGCCGACGUAA